Rhea pennata is the source of this 4848-nucleotide messenger RNA. It is a transcript of the gene ZFAT, whose product is annotated as zinc finger and AT-hook domain containing. The record is from RefSeq and is a predicted model, not a curated record. The transcript has 16 exons. Lineage: Eukaryota; Metazoa; Chordata; Aves; Rheiformes; Rheidae. Bases 240 to 3938 code for a protein of 1232 amino acids. Gene Ontology annotation, molecular function: DNA-binding transcription factor activity, RNA polymerase II-specific; RNA polymerase II cis-regulatory region sequence-specific DNA binding. Gene Ontology annotation, biological process: regulation of DNA-templated transcription.
GCCCCGGCUUCGCGCUGCCCGCCCGCUGCGCGGCCCUGCGGCUCCUCGGCUGUUGCCCUCUGAGAGGGGGGGAUUUAAUCGAUAGCCCCAAGUUACCCCCAGCUAUCCUCUGGCGUGUUUACGAACAAUUUACUGCUCAAAGAGGAUUUCAUACCCGCAGGAGAACAGCCCUGUCAGGAAAAUCGCCUUUAGCUAAAUAGCAGAAUAUCUAGCAAGCGUUAUGGGUCAAUUCCAUCUUCAUGUGUAAGCUUUGUAACUUAUUUUCACCAAAUCAAUCAGAAUUAUUGUCUCACGUCUCAGAGAAGCAUACAGAAGACGGGACUAGUGUGGAUGACAUCAUUAUUCCGCUCCAGCCGCUAACAGCACCCACAAAUAUAAACAGAAAUGGAGAAGAGCUUCUUGUAGCGAAGAGGAAAAGGGGCAGACCAAAAGGAUCUACCAAGAAGUUUUGUGUGGAUGAAGAAGUGGCAGAGAACAGUAAUUCUGUUCCAAGUGAGGAAGUUCAGCCUGGAUCAGAGGAUGGACCGGAACCGACUGAAGUUUCGCCAGGCAGUUUGGAAUGCAGGAAAUGCAGUCGGAAGUUCUCUAACAUGCGUCAGCUAAGGAAACACAUCUGCAUUAUUGUUCUAAAUGAAGCAGAGGAAGAAGGAGAUGGAGGUAAUGAUUCUGACGUUGACAUUGACAGGAAGGAAGACGAGCGAGAAAAACCUCCAAAGAGGCCCAGAAUUCAGAAAGCAGAGAAAACUCUAUCAACUAAGGAUGCUGAACAGGUUUCAGGAGCUAAAAAUCCUAUUAUAAGUGUGGUUUUGACAGCCCAUGAAGCUAUUCCAGGAGCCACAAAAAUUGUCCCAGUUGAGGCUACUCCCCAAGAAAGUGAACCCACAACUCCAGAGACAACAGUUCAAGACCCAUCACAACGAAGAGGGUAUCAAGAAUAUGCCAUUCAGCAAACCCCAUAUGAACAGGCAAUGAAAUCAAGCAGGUUAGGUCCAACUCAGCUGAAGAUUUUUACAUGUGAAUACUGUAACAAGGUGUUCAAAUUUAAACACUCUCUCCAAGCACACUUGCGGAUUCAUACAAAUGAAAAGCCUUACAAGUGUUCAUACUGUAAUUAUGCCAGUGCAAUCAAAGCCAACCUAAAUGUUCACAUGCGGAAACAUACAGGGGAGAAGUUCAGCUGUGAUUAUUGUACAUUUACUUGUCUCAGCAAAGGCCAUCUCAAGGUCCACAUUGAAAGAGUUCACAAGAAAAUUAAGCAGCAUUGUCGCUUCUGCAAAAAAAAGUACUCAGAUGUUAAAAAUUUAAUCAAGCACAUCAAGGAAACACAUGACCUUCAGGACAAAAAAGUGAAAGAUGUUUUUGACGAGCUUCGCUUGAUGACACGAGAGGGGAAAAGACAGCUUCUUUAUGACUGCCAUAUUUGUGAACGCAAAUUCAAAAAUGAACUGGAUCGAGACCGUCAUAUGCUUGUUCAUGGUGAUGAAAGGCCCUUUGCAUGUGAGCUCUGUGGUCAUGGAGCAACUAAAUACCAAGCUCUUGAGCUUCAUGUUCGAAAACACCCUUUUGUAUAUGUGUGUUCUGUCUGCCUGAAGAAAUUUGUUAGUUCUGUAAGACUCCGUGCUCACAUAAAAGAGGUGCACGUGGAUUUGCCGGAGACUUCUGUUUUUAACAGUUCUAUCAAUCAAAGUUUCUGCCUCCUUGAGCCAGGAGGUGAUAUCCAACCAGAAGCACUUGGUGAACAGCUAGCACAAAGUGCAGAUGAAAUGAGUAUCACGAGUACUGAUUCUAACAACAUACCAAAACCAUCUACUUGUAAAGGCGAAUCAAAGACGGCAGAGGUAAACUAUAAUGGUCAGCAUAAUGGUGACUUAAAGGUCAAUACAACCCCUUCCUUAGAAUUUGAACAUCCUCUGGCAGAAAAUGUAGCAGAGCCACUGUGUCAGGCAUCAAUGGACAUAGCAGCCCCAAAUAUUCAAUCCUGUGAAGCAUCAGAUUGUUUUAUGUUGAAAAAUGGUACCUCUGCCCCUGAUGAGUUAAAAGUUUCUCCUGGAAAUGAAGAAGUUGUUAAUCAUUGCAGUUCUGUAAAUAUUCAGGGUGAGGGAAUCCAACUUUUGUUGUCAGAAGACAAAAGUUUAAAUCAAAAUCAGAACAACGCAAUGACUGAGAACCUUUCUGAAGAGAAAAAUCAUUCUAUUUCUUCUAAUGAAUCAGAAACAAAUAAAUCUUCAAAUCAAAAUUCAACAGAAGCCCCUAAUCCUUUGCCAGCACCAGAUUCUAAUGCAACCAGCAGUUCACAGGCAGACUCUUCCAAUGCAGUUACAACAGAUAAUCAGAGUGGAGCUGUUGCCUUUAUGCAGAUACUGGACAGCUUGCAGAAGAGACAAAUGAACACAGAGCUGUGUGAGAGGAUACGGAAAGUUUAUGGAGACUUGGAAUGUGAAUAUUGUGGCAAGUUGUUUUGGUACCAAGUGCAUUACGACAUGCAUGUUCGUACGCACACUCGAGAACAUUUGUAUUACUGCUCCCAGUGCAAUUAUUCAUCAAUCACCAAAAACUGCCUUAAGCGUCACGUCAUUCAGAAACACAGUAAUAUUUUGCUGAAAUGUCCCACAGAACAUUGUGAUUACUCUACUCCAGAUAAAUACAAGCUCCAGGCGCAUCUUAAAGUUCACACUGAGCUGGACAAAAAGAGUUAUUCCUGUCCUGUGUGUGAGAAGUCAUUUACUGAAGAUCGACUUAUAAAAUCACACAUCAAGACAAAUCACCCUGAAGUUUCAAUGAGUACUAUUUCUGAGAUUCUUGGCAGAAGAGUUCAGCUGAAAGGACUUAUUGGAAAACGAGCUGUGAAAUGUCCGUAUUGUGAUUUUUAUUUCAUGAAGAAUGGAUCAGACCUUCAGCGUCACAUUUGGGCUCAUGAAGGUGUCAAGCCCUUUAAAUGUUCUCUUUGUGAGUAUGCCACUCGCAGCAAGAGUAACUUGAAAGCCCAUAUGAAUCGUCAUAGCACUGAGAAAACGCACCUUUGUGAUAUGUGUGGGAAAAAGUUCAAAUCAAAAGGCACUUUGAAGAGCCAUAAACUCCUUCAUACUGCUGAUGGAAAGCAGUUUAAAUGUACAGUGUGUGAUUAUACAGCUGCCCAAAAACCACAACUUUUACGUCAUAUGGAACAACAUGUCUCUUUCAAGCCUUUCCGUUGUGCACAUUGCCAUUAUUCUUGCAAUAUCUCUGGUUCCCUGAAGAGGCAUUACAACAGAAAGCAUCCUAAUGAAGAGUAUGUAAACGUAGGUUCUGGAGAACCUGCAGCAGAAGCACUUUUGCAACAAGGUGGCAUUAAGUGUCCUGUUUGCAGCUUUGUGUAUGGUACAAAAUGGGAGUUCAAUAGACAUCUUAAGAACAAGCAUGGUCUGAAGCUAGUGGAACACGAUGGGGAGACAAAGUGGGAGUUAACUGCUGAAGUUUCUGAAGAAUCAUCUACUCAGUAUCUCCAUAUCACAGAGGCUGGAGAAGAUGUUCAGGGCACUCAGGCUGCAGUAGCUGCAUUACAGAACCUUAGAUAUACUUCUGAGAAUGGUGAAAGACUUGACCCAACGGCUGUGAAUAUCCUGCAGCAAAUCAUUGAGUUGGGUGCAGAAACUCAUGAUGCCACUGCAGUUGCUUCUGUAGUUACCAUGGCACCUGGAACUGUAACAGUGGUAAAGCAGGUGAAAGAAGAGGAGCAAUCAGCCAAUCACACUUUGAUGAUUCAAGAGACUCUGCAGCAAGCCUCAGUGGAGCUGUCUGAACAGCAUCACCUGGUAGUCUCAUCAGAUGAAGUGGAGGGAAUUGAGACAGUGACUGUCUACACGCAGGGAGGAGAGGCUUCAGAAUUUAUAGUUUACGUACAGGAAGCUGUGCAGCCUGUGGAAGAACAAACUGUGGAACAAGCUGUUCAGGAACUCUAGGGAACAGUACUCAAAAGGGAUAGUUACUUGAUUUGUCAAAGCCGAGACUUCUGUUUCUUUUCGUAACACAACCAAAAGGAAACAUGCUGGCAAAUUUUCAAUUAAUUUGUGAAGCAAGACCUUGUUACUGGAUAGUGAUCUGGCUGGUUGGAUUGUAUGAGUAACUUAGACAUACUAUGUACACAGCCUCCUCAGAUUUUUUCUUUUGGAAAAAUAUUAAUAUUUUGAGGAAAAGGUGUUCUUCCUCUUCUAAGAAGACCUCUCACUUGCUUCCUAUGAAUCCUGAAAAAUGUGUUUGGUCACUUCAAAACAAUGUUAUCCUUACAAUAAGAAAACAUCCAUAAAGGUCAGCAGGCAUGUCUAAAGAAGUCAGUACAUCCCAUCUUAUAAAUACUUAAUAUGUUCUUGACUUCACUAGGUAAAGGGUUUUUUUUGUAAAAUUAUCAUGACUUCUUAUUUCUGAAUAUAUGCUUAGAAUGUGUUUACAGAGCUAUGAACCUAGCCCAAAUGUGUAAGGCUCAAGACUAAUUAGAAAUAUACCACCGAUGGACUCUAGGUUGUACUUCUGAGUUGAUCUUUUGGUUUUGGAAGAUAUUUAAAGCCAUAUAUGAUAAUUCUGGGUACUAGUAGGAUGAUUAUUAUUUAGAUAAUUGGUUAAUGUUAACUCUCUCAAUCCCACUAAAUAAAUACCUGUCCACUACCAUACAAUGAACCCAAAUCUAUUUGUCAACUCGUCGAAAUAGUCUUUUGUUUUUAAGGAAAAUUGUAUUCAAAUGAUUUGUAAAUGCUAUAAAAUAUGUAUGUUAAUAUGUUUUAAAAAAAAAGUUUGUAAAUAAAUAUAUGACUGUGUGAAAGAACUUGUACAAAGUAAAUAUUGACAAGAGUUUAGAUAUUCUUAAUUAUGCAUGUA